UCCGGCUCUCUACAAUUGCGCGGCGAUCUCUGCUUAGCAUCUAAUCAUCCUCUACUUACUUCAAAGCAACGCACUACCAUAUCGGUUCAUAGGUAGCCUUUGUACGGACCAUUCUGGCGUCUGACUGUUGUUCACAUCGUGCCGCGAUGAAUAGUGCUACUUGCGAAUGCCUUGCGUCGGCAAAUGAACUCCUAGCUGCUCAUUCUGCCUUGGUCUCUCGUAUACGCGCGACGCAGAAACACCAUCGUCGCCAGCUCAGAGCUCUAUCUUCGCCGCCCUUUGACAUUCUUAAAUCACCAUUGAUCCUUCGCCUCCACCUUCACCGCCGUUAUCACCGCCUUCUUCCCCUCAACUUCCCCCGAAACCUCGUCUCAUUCGUCAGGAUCUACCACCGGCGAAGAAGGCGCGUGCCGCACGUUACCAAAAUUACGUUCCGGAGGAGGAGACUAUCCGGAAUGACUACUCGCAGCGAUACGUAGAUGGCGGAGAGUGGCCUCAGGAUUGGGUGUUAGGUGCCGACCCGGAGCAUCGCUUCGAGGAGUGAGUGGUCUACUCCUUGUGCACCCAUAGCUAAGCCCGUUCAUCGAACAGGUACCCCAAGCAACAGCGGCUGCUCGCGCUAAAGAAGGCUUCAGUCGCAGCG
Fomitopsis serialis is the source of this 643-nucleotide messenger RNA. RefSeq lists its product as uncharacterized. The record is from RefSeq and is a predicted model, not a curated record. Bases 147 to 479 code for a protein of 110 amino acids. NCBI's taxonomy places the organism in Eukaryota, Fungi, Basidiomycota, Agaricomycetes, Polyporales, Fomitopsidaceae. The transcript has 2 exons.